Panicum virgatum (switchgrass) is the source of this 2574-nucleotide messenger RNA. RefSeq names its product aspartic proteinase PCS1-like. The transcript has 2 exons. NCBI's taxonomy places the organism in Eukaryota, Viridiplantae, Streptophyta, Magnoliopsida, Poales, Poaceae. Gene Ontology annotation, molecular function: aspartic-type endopeptidase activity. Gene Ontology annotation, biological process: proteolysis. The record is from RefSeq and is a predicted model, not a curated record. Bases 433 to 1632 code for a protein of 399 amino acids.
GAUUGGCAGGUCUCCAGACACCACAGCUGUCGGCCACGGGUUUCUCAACCGCAGGCACGAUGAAAUGGCGCGCUGCACCCAACGCCAAUGCCUGGUCAGGUCUCUUUGGCAAAUCUGACAAGAGAUCGCUGCCGAGGCAGCUGCGCUGAAAGCAACUCGCCUCGUCCGAGGAUCCUCGGCCGCUGAAGCUUGUGGCUUUGUCUCUGAGCACCAGCAGCGCCACCUGCCCGGACGGCCAACUCGUUUCCGAGCAAUGAGCCAGUGCAGUGAGUACGCGCACUGGUGACGUCGCCGGCCGCUCAGGGGGAUCGGUGAAGAAGAGGAGGGUCGAGCCUGUGGAGAAGCGAGGGCGGGAGGGGAUGCAACCUGACGCGGACACGCUGCCGAUACGCUGAACGGUGGGAGAGUAGAAACGGAGAGUGACCGCAUGCCAUGCCGCGAAUCCUCCUCCUCUGCCUCUUUCUCCUCGCCCACUCAGCGGCGGCGGACGGGGAGGCUCGGUUCGGAGGUGGAGUGCUGCUUCCGCUGCGGGUGCAGGCGGCGUCGCUUGCGCCGCAGGCGCCGGCGAACAAGCUCCGGUUCCGCCACGACGUGAGCCUGACCGUGUCGGUGGCCGUGGGCACGCCGCCGCAGAACGUCACGAUGGUGCUCGACACCGGCAGCGAGCUCUCCUGGCUGCUCUGCAACGGGACAGGCGCGGAGGCGUUCGACGCGCCGGCUUCGUCCACGUACGCCGCGGUCCGCUGCCGGUCGCCGGAGUGCCAGUGGCGCGGGCGCGACCUCCCCGUCCAGCCGUUCUGCGCCGCGCCGCCGUCCGACUCCUGCCGCGUCUCACUCUCCUACGCGGACGCCUCGUCCGCCGACGGCGUCCUGGCCGCCGACACGUUCCUCCUCGGCGGCGCCCCGCCCGUGCCCGCGCUCUUCGGCUGCAUCACCUCCUACUACUCCGCCACGGGCGGCGGCGGCAGCAACGGCACCGACUCCUCGGAGGCCGCCACGGGCCUCCUCGGCAUGAACCGGGGUAGCCUGUCCUUCGUGACGCAGACGAACACCCGCCGGUUCGCCUACUGCAUCGCCCCGGGCGACGGGCCCGGCCUCCUCGUCAUCGGCGGCGACGGCCUCGCCCUGGCGCCGCCGCUGAACUACACGCCGCUCAUCGAGAUCCCGCAGCCGCUGCCGUACUUCGACCGCGUGGCCUACUCCGUGCAGCUGGAAGGCAUCCGCGUGGGCGCCGCGCUGCUGCCCAUCCCCAAAUCCGUGCUCGCGCCGGACCACACGGGCGCGGGGCAGACCAUGGUGGACUCGGGCACGCAGUUCACGUUCCUCCUCGCCGACGCCUACGCGGCGCUCAAGGCCGAGUUCGCGAACCGGACGCGCGCGCUCCUCGCCCCGCUCGGCGAGCCGGGCUUCGUGUUCCAGGGCGCGUUCGACGCGUGCUUCCGCGCGCCAGAGGCCCGGGUGGCCGCGGCGCGCCAGCGGCUCCCGGAGGUGGGCCUCGUCCUGCGCGGCGCGGAGGUGGCGGUCGCCGGGGAAAGGCUCCUGUACAGGGUGCCCGGGGAGCGGCGCGGGGAGGGCGGCGCCGAGGCGGUGUGGUGCCUGACGAGAACGUCUCCGGUGCUCCCGCACCCAUAGAUCCAAUGAAUAUUUGUGCACGGAGCAAGGAACAAGACAAAAUCAGCAUGUAAACGGGUCCGUUUUUACUGUUUAUCAUGCCCGCUAACAACAUGCUGAUUUUGUCUUUUUUGUUACUCUUUACACAAAAGUUCGUUGGACUUGGAAUUUUGCAACAAUGUAGAACCUGUAAUCAUGUAUCCACACAUAUUUUUUUUUGAAUUUACCAAGAACUUUUUCUUUGUAUUUUUUUAAUGGGAGCAUGGGAGCACCUCAUGGGCUGGGAGCACUGGAGACAUCCCCGGUGCCUGACGUUCGGGAGCUCGGACAUGGCGGGCAUGUCGGCGUACGUGAUCGGGCACCACCACCAGCAGAACGUGUGGGUGGAGUACGACCUCCAGAACGGCCGCGUCGGGUUCGCGCCAGCGCGCUGCGACCUCGCCACCGUGCGCCUCGGCAGCGGAGCAUAACGCUUUCGGCACCGCGUGCGACGUGGCAUCUGUACUCGUUGUGGGUCUCUCUGUCUCUCUCGCCAUGGAUGGCACACAAGCAGCAGCAGGGCGCAAAAUCGUUGGUAGAGAUGGUCUCUCCGAUCACCUGCUGCUGUGGUCAACUUUCACUGCGUUCGGCUGCUCUCCAGACUCCAGCCCCUACAGUAUUUUUCUCACAUCACUCCAGCUCCAGCCUCCAACCACCAGCCAUGUAAUAGUAUUUUUCUCUCACAUCACUCCAGCUCCAGCCUCCAGCUCCAGCUUGCCGAACACGGUGUUAACUAUUACGCGAACAAAUAUACGCAAUGGCAAACUGGAAUACUGCUAUAGUUCAGUUGUUCGCAUUUUGAAAGGGACGAAGCUACAUACUCCCUCGAUCCUGAAAUAUAGGACAUUCUAGAGUUUGAAAUUUGUACUCAAAUGUAAGAUAUUUUAAAUUGAGAGUAAACCUAACCAUUUUAAUUGUGCAUUA